AUGUUUGUGGCUUUGUGCCUACUGAAUGCCUCAUUUUUGUCAAACGAGAGCAUCGCUAACACAGAAGACAACGCUGCGUGCGUCUUCAUAGCACUGGUGCUGCAUUACUCCAUGCUGGCCUCAUUCACCUGGUUCUUCAUUCAAGCUCUUCAUAUGUACUUAUGGCUCAUCAGACAGAAUGUCACAAUCACAAACUACAUGAGGAAGAUCACUGUGUUGGGCUGGGCGUUUCCCGCUCCAAUAGUCAUAGCUAUUGCUUCUGUAGGAGAAUAUAAAACACUGAUCCUAAAGACAACGUCUGGAAAAAUUUCACGAAUGUGCUGGAUUACAAAUCCCUUCAUUCACUACGCAGUGAACAUCGGCUACUACGCUUUAGUUUUCAUCUUCACGACAGGAAUCUUCAUCACUAUCUUAACUAGGAUUGUCCAGGCCAGACGCCUAAGAGCAACUGACAGCAAGAGAAAGACGUUCAGAAAGCAGCUGAUGAUGGUGUUGAGUUUGUUCCUGCUCUUCGGUCUGACAUGGUCUGUGGCGUUCUUCAGUUAUGGACCGAUGCUCAUUCCCUCAUAUUACAUAUUCACUGUGCUGAACUCAUUACAGGGGUUUUUCCUCUUCCUGUAUUACUACCACAUUCACAAUGAUGUUGCAGGUUGUUUCUCUGAUGAUCCAGAAAGCACCGACUCCACCAAAACCAUCACUCAAUCCAGCAUUAAUGCUGUGGAAAAUAUUCAGGGGAACAAAACUGCCUGUAUCAAACAACCUCAGACAAAUUUCAGUAAACCUGAAAUUAAAAAAGACAAGGAUGGAUUUAUUGAUCCUGCCGAUGCAUCAGACGCCUUGGACAAAAUGGAGUCCCUGUUAAAGGAGAUGAAAAAAGACAAUAAACACAGUGCGUCAGUUGUCAUGGGGGAUGUUAUUGGUGUUAUCCAAAGACAAGCCGAGAACGCAGAAAUUGAAGACUUUUGCUACUCUUCAGAACAGAAUGUGAUGAACGUAAGGCCUGAGAAUGACCUGGAGAAAGGUCAUUUUCCCUGGUCUGUAAUGAUUCCCAGUGAGGCCUUUGAUAAAGCAAGUCUGGAAAACAAUGAAAGUGCAUUUGUUGAAGUUUUUCGGUUCAAAAACAUGGGAAGGAAGGAUGAAACUAACAGUGUUUUGAACAAUGAGGUUUAUGGAAUAACGAUGAGGGACAAUAUCUUCAACCUUACUAACAAUAUUGAAAUGUUCUUUACUCAAAAUGAUCAGGUCGGUAAGGCGUCCUGUGUUUCUUGGGAUGGCAAAGGAGGACUUAAAUGGACGACAUCUGGCUGUGAGACAGAGCAAAUCGACAACAACACUAUAAAGUGCUCCUGCUCACAUCUGACGUUCUUUGCAGUGCUGAUGUCUCUGACAGAUGAAAACAACACAGAGCUGGAAUCAUUGACCUUCAUUUCUUAUAUUGGCUGCAGCAUCUCCAUGUUUUUUAUGGCCAUCGCUUUAUUCAUGCAUUUCCUGCUACGGAAAGCCAAAUCAAAUCAGGCCACGAAGAUCUUGAUGAACAUGUUUGUGGCUUUGUGUCUACUGAAUGUCUCUUUUUUGUCAAACGAGAGCGUCGCUAACACAGGAGACAACGCUGCGUGCGUCUUCAUAGCGCUGGUCCUGCAUUACUCUAUGCUGACCUCAUUCACCUGGUUCUUCAUUCAAGCUCUUCAUAUGUACUUAUGGCUGAUCAGUCAGAACGUCACCAUCACAAACUACAUGAGGAAGAUCACCGUGUUGGGCUGGGCGUUUCCCGCUCCAAUAGUCAUAGCUAUUGCUUCUGUAGGAGAAUAUAAAACACUGAUCCUAAAAACGUCUGGAAAAAUUUCACUAAUGUGCUGGAUUACAAAUCCCUUCAUUCACUACGCAGUGAACAUCGGCUACUACGCUUUAGUUUUCAUCUUCACGACAGGAAUCUUCAUCACUAUCUUAACUAGGAUUGUCCAGGCCAGAUGCCUAAGAGCAACUGACGGCAAGAGAAAGACAUUCAGAAAGCAGCUGAUGAUGGUGUUGAGUUUGUUCCUGCUCUUCGGUCUGACGUGGUCUGUGGCGUUCUUCAGUUAUGGACCGAUGCGCAUUCCCUCAUAUUACAUAUUCACUGUGCUGAACUCAUUACAGGGGUUUUUCCUCUUCCUGUAUUACUACCACAUUCACAAGGACCUUGCUGGUCAUUUCUCUGAUGAUCCAAGAAGCUCCGGCUCCACCACAACAAUGGUUCCACCCAACAUGAAUGGUCUGGAAAAUGUUUAUAAGUAGCCUAAUUAAGACAGAA
Messenger RNA from Sinocyclocheilus anshuiensis, 2287 nucleotides. Its product is annotated as adhesion G-protein coupled receptor G2-like. Gene Ontology annotation, cellular component: plasma membrane. Gene Ontology annotation, molecular function: G protein-coupled receptor activity. Gene Ontology annotation, biological process: adenylate cyclase-activating G protein-coupled receptor signaling pathway; cell surface receptor signaling pathway. Lineage: Eukaryota; Metazoa; Chordata; Actinopteri; Cypriniformes; Cyprinidae. The coding region runs from base 1 to 2271 and encodes 756 amino acids. The transcript has 15 exons. The record is from RefSeq and is a predicted model, not a curated record.